AUGACUCAGCAGCUGUGGCUCCUGCAGCUGUGGCUUCUACAGCUGUGCCUCCUGCAGCUGUGGCUCCUGCUCGGUGUGGAGACACUGCUCCCUGACACGCCUGUAUUGAUCCACUCUCAGGAUCCUCAGUUAGAGCAGACACAGGCGUGUGUGGGGGAUGGAGACUUCUCAGCAGAGAAACCCUCAUCAGAGAGACCCUCAUCAGAGAGACCCUCAUCAGAGAAACCCUCAUCAGAGAAACCCUCAUCAGAGAGACCCUCAUCAGAGAAACCCUCAUCAGAGAAACCUUCAUCAGAGAAACCCUCAUCAGAGAAACCUUCAUCAGAGAGACCCUCAUCAGAGAGACCCUCAUCAGAGAAACCCUCAUCAGAGAAACCUUCAUCAGAGAAACCUUCAUCAGAGAAACCCUCAUCAGAGAGACCCUCAUCAGAGAAACCUUCAUCAGAGAAACCCUCAUCAGAGAAACCCUCAUCAGAGAAACCUUCAUCAGAGAGACCCUCAUCAGAGAGACCCUCAUCAGAGAAACCCUCAUCAGAGAAACCUUCAUCAGAGAAACCUUCAUCAGAGAAACCCUCAUCAGAGAGACCCUCAUCAGAGAAACCUUCAUCAGAGAAACCCUCAUCAGAGAAACCUUCAUCAGAGAAACCCUCAUCAGAGAAACCUUCAUCAGAGAAACCUUCAUCAGAGAGACCCUCAUCAGAGAGACCCUCAUCAGAGAAACCUUCAUCAGAGAAACCCUCAUCAGAGAAACCUUCAUCAGAGAAACCCUCAUCAGAGAAACCCUCAUCAGAGAGACCCUCAUCAGAGAGACCCUCAUCAGAGAGACCCUCAUCAGAGAGACCCUCAUCAGAGAAACCUUCAUCAGAGAGAGCCUCAUCAGAGAGACCCUCAUCAGAGAGACCCUCCAUCAGAGAGACCCUCAUCAGAGAAACCUUCAUCAGAGAGACCCUCAUCAGAGAGACCCUCAUCAGAGAAACCCUCAUCAGAGAAACCUUCAUCAGAGAAACCUUCAUCAGAGAAACCCUCAUCAGAGAGACCCUCAUCAGAGAAACCUUCAUCAGAGAAACCCUCAUCAGAGAAACCCUCAUCAGAGAAACCUUCAUCAGAGAGACCCUCAUCAGAGAGACCCUCAUCAGAGAAACCCUCAUCAGAGAAACCUUCAUCAGAGAAACCUUCAUCAGAGAAACCCUCAUCAGAGAGACCCUCAUCAGAGAAACCUUCAUCAGAGAAACCCUCAUCAGAGAAACCUUCAUCAGAGAAACCCUCAUCAGAGAAACCUUCAUCAGAGAAACCUUCAUCAGAGAGACCCUCAUCAGAGAGACCCUCAUCAGAGAAACCUUCAUCAGAGAAACCCUCAUCAGAGAAACCUUCAUCAGAGAAACCCUCAUCAGAGAAACCCUCAUCAGAGAGACCCUCAUCAGAGAGACCCUCAUCAGAGAGACCCUCAUCAGAGAGACCCUCAUCAGAGAAACCUUCAUCAGAGAGAGCCUCAUCAGAGAGACCCUCAUCAGAGAGACCCUCAUCAGAGAGACCCUCAUCAGAGAAACCUUCAUCAGAGAGACCCUCAUCAGAGAGACCCUCAUCAGAGAGACCCUCAUCAGAGAGACCCUCAUCAGAGAAACCCUCAUCAGAGAGACCUUCAUCAGAGAGACCCUCAUCAGAGAGACCCUCAUCAGAGAGACCCUCAUCAGAGAGACCCUCAUCAGAGAGACCCUCAUCAGAGAGACCCUCAUCAGAGAAACCCUCAUCAGAGAGACCUUCAUCAGAGAGACCCUCAUCAGAGAGACCCUCAUCAGAGAGACCCUCAUCAGAGAGACCCUCAUCAGAGAGACCUUCUGA
This is a messenger RNA of Knipowitschia caucasica, 1839 nucleotides long. Lineage: Eukaryota; Metazoa; Chordata; Actinopteri; Gobiiformes; Gobiidae. The record is from the annotation of a GenBank genome assembly.